Molecule: messenger RNA, 3042 nt
Organism: Callorhinchus milii (elephant shark)
Lineage: Eukaryota; Metazoa; Chordata; Chondrichthyes; Chimaeriformes; Callorhinchidae
Exons: 10
Coding region: 72-2945 (957 amino acids)
Source: RefSeq, a predicted model, not a curated record
CGGUGACGUUGGCGGGAGGGGGGAAGGCUCCGCGCCUGCGCGCUGGGGGCGAGUGCGGGGCUCGAGCUAAGAUGGAGCUUUCGGCGGUUGGAGAGCGGGUGUUCGCGGCGGAGUCCAUCAUCAAGCGGCGCGUCAGGAAGGGCCGCAUCGAGUAUCUGGUCAAAUGGAAAGGAUGGGCGAUCAAGUACAGCACCUGGGAGCCAGAGGAGAACAUUUUGGAUGCAAGAUUGAUCGCUGCUUUUGAGCAAAGAGAGAGGGAGAGAGAGUUAUAUGGACCCAAGAAAAGAGGGCCCAAACCUAAAACCUUCCUCUUGAAAGCCCGGGCACAAGCCGAAGCCCUGAGAAUCGGCGAGAUGCACUUUUCGGUCAAGCCGGGGUCCGGUUCGGGGCCCCCCGGCCUGUCGCCCUACAAGCUGAAGAAGGACCUCCGCAGGUGCUACCGCACGUCCAGGCGGACACUGCCUCGCUCCGAGCCCCCCCAGCAACCGGGGCUGAGCGGUCACAGUCACGCUCAUGGUCUCGGGCACGGCCAUGGGCACGGGAGGCCGGCGAUGCCGAUUCCCGAGACCGUGCGCAUCAUCAACCGCAAGGUGGAGCCGCGCAAACGCAAGCGCAAUCGCAUCAUCCUCAACCUGAAGGUGAUCGACAAGGGGGGCAAGAGCAAAAUCCCCUCCCGCAACCGGGUCAUUGGCAAGAGUAAGAAGUUCAGCGACAGCGUCUUGCGGACCCAAAUCCGCCACAUGAAGUUCAACCACUUCCCCCUCUUCGAUAAGUCGGCGCGGAUGCCCACCGCCUCCCUCGGCUCCAGCUCUGAGGGGGUUGGGGGUGGGAGGAAGCCGGAGACCGCGCUGGGGGGCAACGACCCCGGCCCCUCGUGCGCCAAGCCCCCCGCUCGCGACCUGCCCCUUCCGUCUGACCCGCUGCCCCCCUAUCUCAGCGGAGCCCCCCGUUACGGCAACAACCUGGUCUCCGCCAAAGCUGCCAUCGCGGCCACGCCCGACCGGGCCUCGACCUGCCGCCGAGACCCCCCCUCGCCUAACCCCUCCCUGCCCCCCGGGGAGUCUCUGAGCCCCGCUGUGCCCGACUGGCGCGAGGCAGAGGCCCUGGAUCUGUCCAUCCCCCCUGAGUCCGCGGCCGGUCGUCGUUCCCCACCGCCCGGCUCCCGCAGCCCCCCCUCUGACCCCGAGCAGGAGGUGUCGGACUGGAGGCCGGAGAUGUCCCCCUGCUCCAACGUGGUGGUGACGGACGUGACCACAAACCUCCUGACCGUCACCAUCAAGGAGUUCUGCAACGCCAACGACUUUGUCAAACCGGCCAAUGGGAAUAUCAGUGUAGAGUGGAGCUGCCCAACACAACACAACACAACACGACCCAACGCAACCCAUCUCCACUCCUCUUCCCUCCUCGCUCUCCAUCACCCCAAACCCCCAACCCUUCCCUGGUGUCUGUCUCCCUCACUCUCCGGCACCCUGAAGUAUCUGACUGUCCUGCUCGGGGCAGGGAUGCUUGCCUUCCUGGGUGCAAUCAUCUGCAUCAUCGCAAGCAUCGCCCCAGCCUCCACGGGAACUCUCCAAGGUGCUGAGGGAGACCCGGGCGCUGCCAAUGCUGUGGUUGGGGUUGGAGGAGAUGGCCAGGGCUCUGUGCCAGGCACUGCACCCAGCACAGGCACAGCCACAGGUAUGGACACUCAAGCAGCCAAGGCAUCUGUAUUGGACGCCCAUCUGGGCCAAGGAUCCCCUCUGGGCUCUGGUGUCCACCUAGGCAGCACCAGUAGGUUCCUCUGCUUGCCCCUGACCCAGGACUGUCCCUCCAGCUCGGCCAGAGAGGACCUGCUCCUGCUCAGGACCACCGCUGACCACCUGAGCCAGAUGGUCACCCAGCAGAAAGACCAGAUCUUCAGCGACCAGGAGAUCAUCAAGGAGCUGACUGGGAAACUGAGUCAAUGUGAGAACGGGCUGGAACCUGGCUACUUCCAGGGGAAUCAAGAGGAAUAUGCUUGGGAUGCAGGCAGAGACAACCUAGACCAUCUAGCUGAUGAUGACGAUGGUGGUGAGGAUGAUGAAGAUGAGUCUGGGAGGACAGUCCAGGAACUGGAACAAGCCAUACACACCUUGAGGGACAGGAUUGAGAAAUUGGAGGUCCAGGAGUUGGAGGUUCAGUUGCUCUCCCGGUUGGCGGAGCUGGAGAGAGACCGGCUUCUGUUGCAGAAUGAGAGCUCCCACCAACGGCAACACCUGGAGUCUCAGCUCAACACCCUUCACCACCGCGUCACCGGACUGGAGAAAGAUGCUGCGGUGUAUAAAUUGGCAGAGGGAUAUAAGAUUGUGUUUCCAGUGCGCACUAACUACAUGUAUGCCCGGCUGACCAGGAGCCUGCCUGAGAUGUAUUCCUUCACUAUCUGCCUGUGGUUGAAGUCCGAUGCCUCUAUGAGGAUUGGGACACCAUUUUCUUAUGCUGUCCCAGGUCAGACCAACGAGAUUGUCCUGCUAGAGUGGGGCAACAACCCCAUUGAACUGCUCGUCAACGCCAAAGUGGCACAGCUACCCUUACGGGUUAAGGAUGGACGCUGGCAUCACGUGUGUGUGACCUGGACGACUAGAGAUGGCACAUGGGAAGCAUAUCAGGAUGGUACACGAUGGGGUACUGGAGACAACCUGGCGCCUUGGCAUGCAAUCAAACCAGGGGGCAUCUUGAUAUUUGGGCAGGAACAGGACACUCUAGGGGGACGUUUUGAUGCAACACAGGCCUUCGUUGGUGAGCUGGCACAGUUUAACGUGUGGGACCGUGUCCUCACCUCCGCGGAGAUCAUCAGCAUUGCCAACUGUUCAGCGGGCACAGCGGGCAACGUCCUGCCCUGGGAGGAUCAGGGCCUCGAGGUGUUUGGUGGAGUGACCAAAUGGCCUUUGGAGAGUUGCGAUGAGAGGAGAAGGUUAGGGAGUGACUGACGGGGGGAUUGGGGAUCAGGGAGGCCGUCUGCACUUUACGUCAACAUGCAUGGACCAGGCAUGAGCAAAAAAAAAUCCCUAGCUUUCGCACUGAGAU